AUGGCAGAAGACGAAAUGAGGCCGGAACGCAGCACCAGCUCAUCUCGGACGACGGGCAGCGAUAUUGGCGAGUUGCAACAAAAAAUCUCCAAAGCCGAACGAGAGCUUACUCAAAUGCGACUUGAGUUGGAGCAGACACGGCAGCAAGCCAAAGCAGCCGAGCUUCAUGCACAAGAAAGUGGACGCACCAACCGCAAACUCAAAACGGAGAUCCAGACACUUACGGAUAUGAGCAACCGCAAAGAUCGUCAGGCUGAAAAUGCAAAGGCGACUGCUUUCUUUUUCGAAGGCCAAGUGAAAAAGUACACUGAUGAGAUUGAGACGGCACAACGUGGCAUGGGUCAUUUGAAGGAAUUGGAUGAUCAACUUCGAGAAGCCAAGCGUCAACAACAACAAUUGGAAACGGAUGCUCAAGAAGAACAUGAUCAAGUGCGUGGUGAUAUCCAAAAGAUCCAGGAAAAAUAUCGUGCCGAGAAGAGUGAAUUGGAAGCUGUGAUUGCUCAAGCGUAUGAGGAUCUUGCCAAGACAUCCGCUCGUGCACUACAAAUCCAACAAGAGGCUGAGGAUCGAAUUCAAAAGGUGGUUGGCCCCAUGGAUCAAGAAAUCAAAAAGCUGGAAGAAGAGCAUUUGGAAAUGGAAAAACGUCAAUCUGAAAUGAUUCGUGGAGUGCAGCAGGAAAUUGAGCAAUUGAGAUCCAAGCUUGAUGCAUCCGAAGCAUCCACACGUUCCCACGAAGAAAUCAUGACCAUGGUGCAGAAAGAAAUGGAUAGGAUUAUGCGUCGAUUACGUUCCAUUGAUCAAGCAGAGCUAUGA
This is a messenger RNA of Lichtheimia ornata, 813 nucleotides long. RefSeq lists its product as uncharacterized. The record is from RefSeq and is a predicted model, not a curated record. The transcript is spliced from 2 exons. Bases 1 to 813 code for a protein of 270 amino acids. NCBI's taxonomy places the organism in Eukaryota, Fungi, Mucoromycota, Mucoromycetes, Mucorales, Lichtheimiaceae.